This is a messenger RNA of Cherax quadricarinatus, 4716 nucleotides long. The record is from RefSeq and is a predicted model, not a curated record. NCBI's taxonomy places the organism in Eukaryota, Metazoa, Arthropoda, Malacostraca, Decapoda, Parastacidae.
AUGCUUCUGCCCACACCUGCCUCCGUUCACACCUGUCGCGCCCACACCUGUUUCCACCCACGCCUGCAUCCGUACACACCUGUCAUGCCCACUCCUAUAGCCGCCCACACCUGCCUCCGUCGACACCGGUUGGAACCUCCAGGACAAGUGUUGGAGCCUCCAGGACAAGUGUUGGAGCCUCCAGGACAAGAGAAGGCAGCAGACGCAGAAAUACUGGAGGAGGCAGCAGACGCAGAAAUACUGAAGGAGGCAGCAGACGCAGAAAUACUGGAGGAGACAGCAGACGCAGAAAUACUGAAGGAGGCAGCAGACGCAGAAAUACUGGAGGAGGCAGCAGACGCAGAAAUGCUGAAGGAGGGAGCAGACGCAGAAAUACUGGAGGAGGGAGCAGACGCAGAAAUACUGGAGGAGGCAGCAGACACACAAAUACUGGAGGAGGCAGCAGACGCAGAAAUACUGGAGGCAGCAGACGCACAAAUACUGGAGGAGACAGCAAACCCAGUUAUACUGGAGGAGACAAUAUUGCCAGAGUCGUCCCUCCCAACCCAGUACCUCCGCUCUUAUUUCCUCACACCUGUUCCAACACCUGCGAUCAACGGGUUCGCUUCCAGCGGGUUUGGUCAACGGGUUCGGUUAAAGAUACCGGUCAACUUCUUUGGCCGAAAGGUGACUCUGCAAGUAUGUAAGAUUCGCGUUCUCUAUGUAGAACCGACAGUGACAGCGGAGUCUCUGAUUGGUGGCAAUGCUCUCCUGCCCUGUGACGUCACGCCCCCUACCCCAGGCGACUACCCAAUCUUGGUUCUCCUUUACAAUGGGGCGACUGGCAUGCCCAUUUACAGCAUUGACGCACGCUCGGGACCACUGCUGCGGUCUGCGCACUGGUCUGACCUGGGGGGCCGAGCGCACUUUCGCAUGACCUCCUCAGCCUCCGCCCCGUCCGGUCUGCUGCUGAAUCAGGUCACUGCCGCAGACCAAGGCCUCUACCGCUGCAGAGUGGACUUCGUAGCUUCUCCCACUAGGAACCUGGGCGUGUACCUGCGUGUCGUAGAAUCACCUACUCACCUGAGCAUCCUGGACGGGUCGGGGCGGCGAGCAGAAGGCUUGAUAGGUCCCUAUCCGUUAGGUGACUCCCUCUCCCUCACCUGCCAGGUCACAGGAGGUGAAGAGGACACCUGGCUCAGGGUGUUGCAGGAGGGCAACGUGAGCAGGUCGACGCUGCACCUCACCCCUAGCAGGAGGGAGGACGGAGCCAUCAUCUCCUGCAGAGCUGAGAAUCCUUUGGUGCUGGCAGCCUCCGCUCUGGAGGACUCCCGCAGGAUCAGCGUUUACUACUCUCCCCGGCUGCGCCUCCGCCCGGGUAGAAACAUGGACAUGAACAAGAUAAGAGAAGGAGACGAUGUUUACUUCGACUGUCACAUCGAAGCCAAUCCUCGUUCCCUCGACGUCCUGUGGUUCCUUAAUGGAGAGGAGCUCCAGCAGAACGUGUCUGCAGGAGUCAUUCAGAGUAACCAGAGUCUUGUCCUUCAAGGUGUUACUCGACGCUCAACUGGCCUCUACAGCUGCUCCGCCUCCAAUCUCCAGGGCUCUGCAACCUCCAAUAACCUUAAGCUUAGUGUCAAGUUUUCUCCUGUGUGCUCGCUUGGCCAGAAGUGGGUGUACGGGGGCAGCCGUCAACAGGCUGUCAACGUCAGCUGUCAGGUGGAGUCCUACCCGGAGGCUCGCAGUUUCCGCUGGGCCUUCAACACCUCUACGGAUUACGUGGAGAUCCCUGACGAGUUGAUUGAGGUGUGGGGAGGCGGGAGCAUGGUCACCUAUACGCCACAGACACAUCACGACUUCGGCUCCCUGCUGUGCUGGGGACGCAACGAAGUAGACGCCCAGCGUGUGCCCUGUGUCUUCCACGUCGUCCCAGCAGGUGUUCCCGAACCCGUGAACAACUGCAGUGCUUGGCACAACGUCAGCGCCGCCGGCCAAGUAGUGGUGGCCUGCCUGGCCGGCUGGGGCGGCGGACUCGCCCAGACCUUCACACUUGAGGUUCGCCAGGGACCCUCGAGCUCUCAGGGGGUCGAGGACCCGUCCUCUUCUGCCCCAGGGACGGUCCUGGCUGCCCUGAGGCACCAACCUGAGCCUCACUUCACCGUGAUGGGUCUCACUCCUGGGAAGGAGUAUUACCUGGCGGUGAUAGCAUCGAACUCACAGGGAUCAGCGCCCCCGACCGUCCUGGUCCACCUGACCCCCAUCGACGUCGCAGAGAAGCGUACUAGCGCAGUCGUGGCUGAGGCGUCCUCUGGGGGCGAGCUGGAGAAAGUCAUGCCAGUUAUGGGCGUGGUGUUGGGCGUCUUAACGGGCGUAUUACUAUGUGGAGUGGCUCUCGUGGUGGGCGUGCGUGCUCGAGCCUGGCACGCGAGAGCUCACGCCCACGCCCUCACCAGAAUCGUGUACAACGAAGCCUCUAAGGCUGGAGACGACGGAGGUUUUAAACAACAGCAACAGCAAACAAGACCUGACAUUAUCCUGGUGAAGGAAGGAGUCAGCGACGGUGAGAGAGAGGAAGAGGGAGAGAAAGAAAAGGAGCUGGUGGUGGGGGUGAGGGAGAAGGAGGGAGAAGGUAGAGAGGACCAUCUCCACCACAACUAUGGUCCUCACCUUCACUGUGGAAUGCUGACGAUGCAGGAAGAGUCGAGCACUCUCCCGCGGGGCGCCACCAUCAGCAACUCAAGCAGUAAGGAUCCACCUGCUGGAGUACAGCAAACCAACGUCGGGGCUUCCUCCUCCAGCGUUGGGGCCUCCUCCUCCAGUGCUGGCGGCUUCUCCUCCAGCGCUGGCGGCUCCUCCACCAACGCUGGUGACUCUUCUUCCAGCGUUGGUGGCCCCUCCUCCAGUUCUGGUGAUCCCUCCCCUAGCACCUGUUACGGCGUCCAGGGUCACCAUCCCGAGAAAGAUGCCUCUCUAGAGGGGUGUUCGAGUACCCAGGGUAGAACUGACCGGCUCUCCCUUGCCCCUGGUGGUACCAGGACACAACUGGUUACCUGUGGGUCAAGAAGCACUCAGGAGAGCUCUGUCUAGUGCGUGUACUCACCUAUUUGUGGUUGCAGGAGUCGAGUCUUAGCUCCUAGCGUGUGUGUGUGUGUGUGUGUGUGUGUGUGUAAACGCCUAAUAUACCUUCCGGUUAACGGAAGGGCAAGUGUGCAUGUAACUUUAAGUAUGUAAAUGUGUGUGUGUUCAUAUGCACGUAUAACAAUACUCUAUACAUACGCCUGAGUAUCUCUGCGAAUAAGCUCCUGUAUACACCUACAUAUUCUUCUACAUAAAUGAUUAGAUUGUCUGCCAAUACGCUACACCUGCAGAUGUGCUCACGUCUCAAGGACAGAGAAACUGCAUGCCCCCAAUACCAGACCGAACUAUGAUACCUCAGGGCAAGAGAUGCACGUAAUGUAUAUCUCUAUAAGAGACUAGGCUACGAGGACACUCAUUCUAUGGAUACUGUGAGACCGCGAGACCAUAAAACAUUCAUGCUUCCCCAGACCUCUCUUCCUAAAACACUAGUUCCCUGUUCACGAGAGAAGAAAUAAAUCGUCUACUAAAUCUGAGUUUGAUCUAUUAAUGUGAGUGGUGAUGGAUUCGAACGCCGACACUCUGUUAAACAGGCAGACAGAAGAGUAUUCGGAUAGAUCUGGUCGGAGACGUGGAUUGUAAGUUGAAAAGUAGGUAGGAGGAAAGAGCAUUUUUCUUUAAAACGAUAUUAGAUGUUUGGAAACCAGACAAACGAGUCGAUAAAAAGAGGAUUUUUGGAGUUAUUAACUGUGACAUUAAGUGCCCACAACAAUACCCAGCUGCGAGCAGUGAAGAAAGAACUUCUUGAAGGACGGAGGUAAACUAGAGAGGGUGCUGAGAACGCAAGGAAGAACUCAAAGCAGUGAGUCUUCCCUUGUUGAGGAAACAGAGAUGGUGAAGCGUCAUUUCAACCUUCAACAUGGAUGAGACUCCUCGAACACAGAGAACUGUUUGAAGUGUAAAGUAACUCGGUAACACAAAACAACGACACGGAACAAUGAAACACUCUUCCCUUUGACGUUGCAAGCGGAAAAUCAAUACUGUCCUUUAAUAACUGGUUGGACAAACGUUUUGCAAACAUCAUGCGACACAGCGGCUGGUUGUGAGCACCGGAACCAUAUUACUUCAUGGACUAUCGUGGAUGACCGUGUUGACUAUUAACUACUCAGACCUAGUAGUAGUAGUUGUUGUUGUAUAAAUUACAGUAGCGAUAGUAACAGCAGCUGCAGGAGUUUUAAAAGAAGCAGUGGAUAUCCAGUCUCCGCUUGCACCUUAUUUUUACAUAAUAACCAUGCACGUUAAAUAUGCGACAUGGUAGAUCUCUUUAUAGCACUAUGUGUUCUCUCUCUCUCUCUCUCUCUCUCUCUCUCUCUCUCUCUCUCUCUCUCUCUCUCUCUCUCUCUCUCUCUCUCUCUCUCUCUCUCUCUCUCUCUCUCUCUCUCUCUCUCACUCCUUCCCUUUCAAACUCAUUUUUUCUCAGGUUCAAGAAAAAAGCUCCUCAAUAAACUAAUUAAAACUCGUCACGUCAGGUUUUUCGACUUACUGGCAAUUUCGACAUCCCAAAUCUUAUUUUUUUUUUAGUAAAACAGUCACUUCAUUGUCAUCUGCUCCGAGAUUUAAGAUUUUAAUUUCACCCAUAUUACAUUUAUAUGAAGAAAAUUA